AUGGAGGAAUGUGCCAAACUACCAACAACAGCAGCAGGAGCUAUCCGACCUCUCGUUUCCACGGUGAUAGCCACCACAUCAGAGGGCUACCUGGACCAUUCUCUCGAGCGAGGAAAGUACAGAGCCAGUGAGAUGCCUCAGGGAUUCACAUAUGAUGUCAUCUAUCAAGCCUAUCAGAAGUGCAGUGAGUCAGACUUUGAGUUCGGCACCGAGUGUCUCCAUCUGGCUCUGCAGUACUGUGGCACCAAGGCAAAGCUCAUCCAGGGCCCGCCAACACUGUGGAAGGUAACCUACAAACGAGAUUUGGCUGCUGCAGAGUCCAUUAUCAAAGAUACUCUAUCGCGGUCGGCGUGUGUUAUCACAGGUGGUUCUGCACAAGCCGUCACACUGGCUGGUGCCCUCCAGAAAGCCGUUGGAGCUCUCAACAUGGAGCUGGCUGUCAUCCCAGAUCUGACGGGAGAAAAUGGCGGGUAUCUGUUAAAGGACUGGAACUUCAUCCAGGUUUCUGUCAAUCGUUCUUGCCUGUCUGAGGUGGAGGCUUUACUGACAGCUCUGGAGGCAGCGAAACAGGCUCUCCUCCACCCGCUAGUCGUUAUUUUGGUGCUAUUGAGUGGUUCAGAUGAGCUGUCCGUCAGUGGGAGAGCGGUGGAGCCAGAAGCUAUCAUGGACCUGGCCUCAGCAGCAAAGCUCCGAAAUAUUCUUCUCUAUGGCAUCCAGCUUCAUCAGUCAACGGACACCCAGCGUUGGGAGAGGUCCGUGUCGAGGGUCGCUGAGAUCACGUCAGCCCUGAUCCGGGACAGGAGCCCCGCCCUGGUGGGACAGCUUCUGCAGGCAUGAAGGGAAGCAGCAUGGACAGAAAACCCCCUCACCAUGACUCAUGAACACAGCAGGGAUAAGACAGUUGGCUUUAUUUUAGCCUUCUUUACCAAUUACAGAGAGUUUAAAGGGAUACUCCCACCAUUAAGUACAGCUGUUUCACAAAGCAUGGGGACUUUCAGGACCACCUUAAAAGAGAAAUGACAAAAUUGAAGCAGAACAGUCCUAAGUGUGGGUCCCUUGGCUCGAGGGUCUAGAGACCAUGUUUUUAUAAUCACCAGAAAGUGGAAAAAUGAUGUUUGUAUGCAGUGUUCACAGAAGGCUUUAAUGCAACCUGUGCCUCUUCAAGUUAAGAGAAUGUGAAGUGUUUGGAGUUAAUCUACUGUAUUGUGACAUAACUACUGCUUGUACCACUGGAUAAAGUUGCUCAUGACUGACACUAAUAUGUUAUAAAAUGGUUUGUAUAUAUUUUUACUCCAUAAAAUCUGCUUAUUUAAAACAAUAAACAGUUGUUAUUAAUUA
Molecule: messenger RNA, 1338 nt
Organism: Notothenia coriiceps (black rockcod)
Lineage: Eukaryota; Metazoa; Chordata; Actinopteri; Perciformes; Nototheniidae
Gene: crppa
Product: CDP-L-ribitol pyrophosphorylase A
Exons: 9
Coding region: 1-837 (278 amino acids)
Biological process (GO): protein O-linked glycosylation via mannose
Cellular component (GO): cytosol
Molecular function (GO): D-ribitol-5-phosphate cytidylyltransferase activity
Source: RefSeq, a predicted model, not a curated record